Messenger RNA from Saxophila tyrrhenica, 3489 nucleotides. RefSeq names its product 3-hydroxy-3-methylglutaryl-coenzyme A (HMG-CoA) reductase isozyme. NCBI's taxonomy places the organism in Eukaryota, Fungi, Ascomycota, Dothideomycetes, Mycosphaerellales, Extremaceae. The record is from RefSeq and is a predicted model, not a curated record. Gene Ontology annotation, biological process: ergosterol biosynthetic process; isoprenoid biosynthetic process; coenzyme A metabolic process. Gene Ontology annotation, cellular component: endoplasmic reticulum membrane; peroxisomal membrane. The coding region runs from base 1 to 3489 and encodes 1162 amino acids. Gene Ontology annotation, molecular function: hydroxymethylglutaryl-CoA reductase (NADPH) activity; protein binding. The transcript is spliced from 2 exons.
AUGAUCUUCUCUUCGUUCAUACCCACGCGCUGGCGGCGGAACUACGACACCACCGAUCCGAACAGACCAGGCUUCUACAACCGACAAGUCACCCCAUAUCUACAAGCGGUAUCAGAGAAGGCAUGCACGCAUCCGGUAUACACCCUCGCGUGUGUGGUCAUACUGGGGAGUGGCUUCUACGCGCAUUUGCUGGAGACGGGCUUCUUCCAGCCUUCGCCAGGAGCAGGGAAUAAGGUGGACUUUAAUGCGCUCGCAGCAGGGAGCAGGCAGUUACAUGUUGGGCCGGAGACGGCGUGGAAAUGGCAAUUGGCAGAGAACGGGCAGGCGAGGAGGUUGAAUAAAGGGGAAGAUGACCUCUCGCUGGUUACACUGGCGUUCGUGGACUCCAGUGCGAAUGCUGCGCCAGAUGCGGCGCCGAAAUCGAAGGAUGUGCCAUUGCCAGAGGGCAGUUCUGCGGAGCUCGUUCCCUCGAGCGCCCACAACAUCCUCGCGCCGCUGUCCUCGGAGUCCACAUUGGCAUACUCGAUGCCCUACAGCGAGUCUGCUCGCUUCUUCGAUAGCGUCAAGGAUAUCCCGGCCACCUCAUCCAACGCAGCAGAGAGCGACGACGGCUCAGACGACGAGACAGAGCAGAAACGCUGGAUGAUGAAGAACGCCAAGAAGACCUCUGGAUCCACCGGCAUGUUCUCAUGGUUCGAGAACUCCUGGGCCUCGUUCAUGGAUCUGAUCAAGAAUGCUGAGACUCUCGACAUCAUCAUCAUGUCGCUCGGCUACUUUUCAAUGUACUUGACGUUCAUCUCGCUGUUCGUCAGUAUGCGCAGGCUGGGCUCGAACUUCUGGCUUGGCACGACUGUCAUGUUCUCCUCGGCGUUCGCUUUUCUGUUUGGCAUUGUGGUCACGCUGCAGCUUGGAGUGCCGGAGAAUGUGGUGUUGCUAUCUGAGGGUGUGCCGUUCUUGGUGGUCACGGUUGGAUUCGAGAAGCCGAUCGUCUUGACGCAGGCUGUGCUUUCAGCAUCGCUUCGGGCGAAGAAUGGCGAUGCGCCACUUACUAUCCAGAACGCCGUACAGCAGGCAGUUCGGGAGCGUGGAUUUGAGAUUGUGCGAGACUACGCUAUUGAGAUCCUGAUCCUGGUCGCUGGAGCUGCGUCUGGCAUCCAGGGAGGACUUCGACAGUUCUGCUUCUUGGCAGCAUGGACCCUUUUCUUCGACUGCAUCUUGUUGUUCACGUUCUACACCUCGAUUCUUACUAUCAAGCUCGAGAUCAACCGCAUCAAGCGCCAUGUCGCUCUCCGGAAGGCACUCGAGGAGGAUGGCGUGAGCCGCCGAGUCGCAGAAACCGUCGCAUCCAGCAACGACUGGCCCAAGGGCGACAUCAUCUCCGAAAAAGGCGACUGGAGCAUCUUCGGCAAGAAGGUCAAGGACAGCAGCAUCCCGCGCUUCAAGGUGCUGAUGGUGUCUGGCUUCAUUCUCAUCAACGUGCUGAACCUCUGCUCAAUGCCAUUCCGCGGUACUAAGAACAGCGCGCCAGUGGCUACGGCAGGGCUUUCGAGCGUUGUUACGCCACCGCCAAUGGACCCUUUCAAGGUUGCUAGCAGUGGACUGGACUUUUUGCUGAGCCAGGCGAAGAAGAGCGAUCAGCCGAUCAGCGUUACGGUGUUCAACCCGAUCAAAUACGAGCUGCAGUACCCAUCUGUGCACUAUAGUGCAGUGCAGGAGUCGGAAUGGUCGUUGCUCAAUAGCGAUUACACUGACCGCUUGAUAUUCUCUGCUGUGGGUGGCAGGGUCGUCGAAAGCCUGCUAAAGAGCUUUGAAGAUCCUGUGCUCAGCAAGUGGGUUAUCAUUGCUCUGGCGAUGAGCUUGGUUCUGAACGGGUACCUCUUUAAUGCUGCGAGAUGGACGAUUAAGGAGCCGGAGCCAGAGCAGACUCAAAACGGCACGAUUAAUAAGGAACAGGAGAGCAAGCAGGUUGAGGCUCCGCUCAAUGGCCACGCUAUCGCACCAAAGCUCCAGAUUAAUGGCGACCGACCCGCGACACCUGAUGUGCCGAUGACAGCCACUUCGCCUUCUGAUGGUCGUAAGCGCUCAAGAGAGGAGUGCGAGGAGAUGGUUAAGAACAAGCAGGCGCCAGUCUUGGAGGAUGAUGAGCUCAUCGACCUGUCUCUACGCGGCAAGAUUCCUGGCUAUGCCCUGGAGAAGACGCUUGAGGAUAAGACAAGAGCUGUCAAAGUCCGAAGAGCUGUUAUCUCGCGUACGCCUGCAACGACUGAGCUCACGUCGAAACUGGAAAAGUCGAAGCUGCCAUACGAGAACUUCGACUACGACCGCGUGCAUGGGGCUUGCUGUGAGAACGUCAUUGGGUACCUGCCCCUGCCUCUUGGUGUUGCUGGACCUAUGACUAUUGACGGACAAAGCUAUUUCCUGCCCAUGGCCACGACUGAGGGUGUGCUCGUUGCAAGCACGAGCCGUGGUGCAAAGGCUAUCAACGCCGGUGGGGGAGCUGUUACCGUUCUCACUGGCGAUGGCAUGACCCGAGGACCUUGCAUUGGUUUCGAAACGCUUGCGCGAGCUGCAGCAGCCAAGGUAUGGCUCGACAGUCCAGAAGGCCAGAAGACGAUGAAGGAUGCUUUUAAUUCGACAUCUCGAUUCGCUCGUCUGCAACAACUCAAGGCUGCGAUUGCGGGCACGUACGUCUAUGUGCGCUUCAAGACGACGACCGGCGAUGCCAUGGGCAUGAACAUGAUCUCGAAGGGUGUGGAGCACUCGCUAAAAAUCAUGCGUGAGGAGGCUGGCUUCGAGGACAUGGCCAUCAUCACUGUGUCUGGCAAUUACUGCACGGACAAGAAACCCGCGGCAAUCAACUGGAUUGAUGGCAGAGGCAAGAGCGUGGUCGCAGAAGCCAUCAUUCCCGCGGAUGUCGUCAGAACGGUGCUAAAGAGCGACGUUAAUGCCCUCGUCGAGCUGAACAUCUCCAAAAACCUCAUCGGCAGCGCCAUGGCCGGCAGCAUUGGAGGCUUCAAUGCCCACGCCGCCAAUAUCGUCACCGCCAUCUUCCUGGCUACUGGUCAAGACCCAGCACAAAACGUUGAGAGCAGCAACUGCAUCACAGUAAUGAAGAAUCUAAACGGCAACCUCCAAAUCUCCGUCUCCAUGCCCAGCAUCGAAGUCGGCACCAUCGGCGGCGGCACCGUCCUGGAACCGCAAGCCGCCAUGCUCGACCUCCUCGGCGUCCGCGGCGCCCACGCCACCAACCCGGGCGACAACGCACGGCAACUCGCCCGUAUAGUCGCUGCCGGCGUAUUGGCGGGGGAGUUGUCGCUGUGCUCGGCGCUGGCGGCGGGGCAUCUGGUGCAGGCGCACAUGAGCCAUAAUCGCUCUGCAGCGCCUUCAGCCGCGCCGACUAGGAGUGGGAGUCCGGCGCAGGGGGCUAGGGCGGCGCCGGUGGGUUUGGCGAUGACCAGUGUUGUUGAGAAGGCUGGGAGGGGCAGGUGA